This is a messenger RNA of Alternaria rosae, 2008 nucleotides long. Its product is annotated as ZIP zinc transporter-domain-containing protein. The record is from RefSeq and is a predicted model, not a curated record. Lineage: Eukaryota; Fungi; Ascomycota; Dothideomycetes; Pleosporales; Pleosporaceae. Gene Ontology annotation, molecular function: zinc ion transmembrane transporter activity. Gene Ontology annotation, cellular component: plasma membrane. The coding region runs from base 96 to 1793 and encodes 565 amino acids. The transcript is spliced from 4 exons. Gene Ontology annotation, biological process: zinc ion transmembrane transport.
GCGCUCCACUGGUCUAGACGGCUGUCACUACCACAGAACGCACCUUCGAUCGUCUGCACGACUGGAAAGGAGUCCUUGGCUACCGAGGUCCCAAAAUGAACUGCCCUUCCAGAACUGAUGACGACGUCCUUUGGAACCCAGGAUGGAACCAGAAUCCCCCACGUUUCGCCGCUGAUCUGACGACCUGCGAGGAUCUGAACGGCAUCGCGAAUGCAAGAGAGUUGGGGGAAGCAGAUCGACUGCGCAGCGGCACGCAGAAUCUCCGGCGGUGUGAACUCGAUGAAUUCAGUGGCCAAGAGAUGGAGAAGAGAAAGCUAAGCCACACUGGCGAGGGUGUCAAAGGGUCCCCAAAAGGACCUUGCACCCGAACAAACGCGCACGUGAGCGAGCACCAAGCUGGCCUCACCAACACUAUCAUCAGCUGGGCCAAGUGGCUGGUAUCAGUAAUCUGCACUUCGUUGCUGAUCUCGUACGCUACUGGCAAUCUAUCCGCGCCCAAGUUUUUCCUACCAAAAGGUGAGAUGAAACAGCCCCAAUGGUGUCAAAGCGUCAACACUAACACCGAAUUCGCAGACCCGACAAUCCAGCGUCUUCCCAGGCGGAGCACCUGCGAAGAUGGCAAAGCCCAGCCCAACUACGAUCUGGGUCUCCAUGUCGCCGGCCUUUUCAUCAUUCUUUUCGUUUCAGGGACUGGCUGUGCCUUCCCAAUGCUCGUCCUCAAGUUCCCACGGCUGCGCAUCCCACCUGCCUUCCUUUUCGGCGCGAAGCAUUUCGGCACCGGUGUCUUAGUCGCAACUGCAUUCGUCCAUUUACUUCCUACCGCUUUUGGUUCGCUGAACGACCCCUGUCUGUCGAGCUUUUGGACGACCGACUAUCAGGCUAUGCCGGGCGCCAUCAUGCUAGCUAGCGUCUUCUUCGUCACCUUAAUCGAAAUGAUCUUUUCUCCUGCCCAACAUGUCUGUGGCGGUAACGAGGGCGCGGAGGCUGUGUCUCGCCGCAAGGAAGAGCCGAAGACUGAGAACGAAUCGCCUGCUCCACCGCAACCAGCAAUGCAGAGAACAUACUCUGAUACCAGCAUGCGAGUACGCGAUCUGGGCGUCUUGCGUGGAAGGGUCGGGAGCAUUAGUAGAACGCUCUCCCGGUACCGUGAGGAUGGCCAGCGACUCGAUGCCAUUGAAUCUGUGGGUGGGUUUGAAGCGGAAACCCCGGGCGCUCGUAGCAAAGAAGCGAAUGACGAAUAUGCUAUUGAAGAGGACCAAGAGACUGGGGAGCACGACCAUGUGCUCACCCCAGAGCAAAUCCACAAGAAAGCCAUUAUGCAGGUAUUUCUCCUGGAAAUGGGUAUCUUGUUCCACAGCAUCUUCAUUGGAAUGUCGCUCGCUGUUUCAGUCGGCAACGAUUUUACCGUUCUGCUGAUCGCCAUCGUCUUUCAUCAAACCUUCGAAGGUCUUGCACUUGGCGUACGUAUCGCCGACAUCAAAUGGAAGCCACGCGCUGCACAGCCUUGGCUCAUGGCUCUCGCUUACGGUUGCACCACACCCGGCGGCAUGGCAAUCGGCAUAGCGACACACACUUUGUACUCUCCCGACUCUGAAGUCGGCCUCCUCGUCGUCGGUAUCAUGAACGCCAUCUCAGCGGGGUUCCUUGUCUUUGCCUCACUCGUGGAACUCAUGUCAGAGGACUUUCUGAGCGAUGAGAGUUGGAAGGUACUCAAGGGUAAGCGCAGGGUGUAUGCUUGUUUGCUUGUGUUCCUUGGUGCAUUUUUGAUGAGUUUGGUGGGAGCUUGGGCGUAAGGAGAGGAUAUGUGGCGAAUGGGGCGGUGGAGGAUGGUAAUAUGGAUGAAGGAGGAUGUGUUGGAUGCCUGCAGAGGUAAGGAAGUUGGAACAAAUUGUACAUUGACCUACGGACGGGCUGUUGGAUGGCAGGACAGUGGAUUUUGGAAGACUUGUGGCCGUGUUUAUCCAGUCGUUACUGCAUAAGCCAGCAUAAAGUCAUCAGUAGCUCACAA